Moneuplotes crassus is the source of this 2209-nucleotide messenger RNA. NCBI's taxonomy places the organism in Eukaryota, Ciliophora, Spirotrichea, Euplotida, Euplotidae. The record is from the annotation of a GenBank genome assembly.
AACGAAUAAAUAUGAUUAACCAGUCACCGGUAUUCAGCAGAGAGCCCUCCAGCAUCCUGAGGUAUGACGGAUCUGACAAUAUUGAAAGUUCGGAUAGCUGAGAACUAAGGGAGUGUCAAGGAUGAGGUGCCAAGCACUCUGCUGAAGGUAUCCCAUUUGUAUGUGUUUCUUCAUCAACCGAAGAAAAUCAUAAAUGCAGUAACGAGAGUAAAGAACAAGAAUUCAAUCAAGCUAUUAAUGAUCUUGAAGAUGAUAUUUUAAUUUCAAAAUAUUUGAAGAAAGCUGAGAUUAUUCCGAUUGAGGAAGAUAUUUCCGGAGAUGACAGUCCAUACGGUGUACAAUCUUCUGAACAUGAAGUGAAAUUAGGUAUAUCAGGGGACUAUGAGAUUCAUACAAUAACAGAAGAAUCAGAGCAAGUCACCCAGACUGAUUGCAAAAUUAUGACACCUACUACCUUCUCAAGCAAGCUUAAAACUCAAAAUGAAAGGUAUUCUAAUAAUCAAUGUUCAAGCUCGGAUUUACAGAAUUGUUCAAAUAAGGAAACAGUCGCCAAAACAAGAAAUAGAGAAACCACUAAUAUACAAAGGGAGAAGAAAUACGAGACUUUUACACAAGCUUCAAUCAAAAGGCAGAUCCUUAACCUCAAAAUCAUCCCAAAAUCAGCACCUGAGCUAAAACUCAAGCCUAUCCAGACACCUAGUCAGGCUUCAAAACAAAAAUAAUUACGACUACCCCAAAUGCUCUAAAAAUAAGAAAUCAAAGAUCUUAAGUAGCACUACUAAUCUCUCGACUAACAAGACAUUUACCAAGAAGGGGAGAAUCAAGAAGGGAAAGUUGAUAAAAACCAAGAAGAGACCUGGCUCUAGAGAAAAUAGAACUGUAAAGGUUCUAAACAGUGGCUCUACCAUAAAUUUUUCACGUAGCCCCUCCAACAAGUUAUUGAAGCAUACUAAAAUAUCUGCUAACCUCAACCAAGACAAGAGCUGCAGGAAGGAAGGCUCCUUCCUGCAGCGCAUGGAGAUUGAUAUGAAGCUCAGAAAUUGUAGAAGGAAGAGCAAGACAAAAAGAAAGGUCUCAAAGAGACCAAAGAGGAACAACCAGCAACCACUUAUUAACUUAAAAAUCCAAACAGAAGCUCCUGGUAAGAACAAGUAUGAAUUUGAUCAAGAAUUGCAGUCUGAUAGCUGUAAGAGCAAGAAGACAAUGUCUAAGCUGAUGGACUGUAUUAAUAUGAUCAGCUUAGACCUCAGAGGAAAUGAGAAGAAAUCAGAAGAUUCUUCAAGUAAGUUUCAGACCCCUGUAAUUAUUCCUCAUACUCCAAACUCUUUGUUCGAUUAUGGCACUACCAUGAGCAUGGGGAAGACUGAUGAGAGUAGGGACAUACAUCCAAUUCCAUUCAGGAAAAGUUUAUCAAUCUCCUCUAUUAAGAAGAAAUCUGAAACUGAAAGAGCACAAAGAAGAGACACGAAUAAGGAGAAAUUACAGAAAUUCACUAGAGAGAAUUUCAGAUUAACCAAGUGUAAGAAGAAAGAGCCUCAAGUGAAUCUAGAAGGUAUCCUAGACAAAAGUCUGACUACAGUGAUCAAAAAGCUGAAAUAAAAGUAGUAUGAGCCAUGAAGAUAAUCCAAGAAAAUUAAAAUACAACACAAGAAGUAUGUGAUCUAAUUAUGAUAGAGGAAGAGCAGAUAGAGUGAACUCUUUCAUCUCAUACACGAAGAACAAGUAUUCCGCCACUCGUUCAUCCAACAAGGACAACCCAUGUGAGGAUAAAGCUCCAUUCUGAGAUCUUUCAAAUUUAAAUAACACCAUAAAGGAAACAGAUGAGGAUUCUGUUAAGAAAUCUCAGUUAAAUGAAGGAAAGCCUCAUAUAAAAGAGAUUGAGGUUAGAAUCAGCUCAAAUGUAGAUAUGGGGUCACUUGAAUUUACUUUAGAAGGAGAUACCCCAAGAACCCCUACAGGUUCUUACUUCAACAAACCCAAGACAGCUAAUACUUCAGAGAAAGAGAAUAUUGAUGUGAAGGAGCAUAAUGAAAGUAGUGAGUCUGGAGUUCAUCUGUGAGACAAAAGUCUGCAUUCGUCUAAUAUCACAGAGAGCUAUCAAAGUCUCUCCACUAUACAGAGAGAAAGGAGUGACUGAUUUGAUACAAAUGAGAAAGGAAAUAAUUUCUGACAGAUGCCAGUUUUCGGAGUCAAAAACCCAUUUGGAUAA